UAUAGAUGAGUAAUAAUGUUUGUACGUCUGUGCCUUAUCUUUAUUGUUACGAAUUGUUUAUAUACACACGGCAAUGCUUCCAAAAUUCUGUGCGUCUUUAACAUGGCUUCCCCUAGUCACUACAUUCUAGGAAGUGCUUACGCCAAAGCAUUGGCAGAAAAAGGACACGAUGUUACGGUUGUGAGCCCUUUUGAAGAAAAAAAUCCACCCAAAAAUGGCACUUUAAGAAGUAUUGUGUUAACUGGAUUUAAGGAAGACCAUGAAAAAUUAUUGGAAGAAGCAGAUCAUUUUAAUAAUGACAAGCCUACUUUUGCCAAGGUCGCACUCAUUUUAUCAAAAAUAGUGCAUAUGACAGAGAAAACACUGCAACAUCCAAAUUUUCAAGAGUUGAUUAACUCAGAUGAAAAGUUUGAUGUAGUUGUAAUAGAACAAUUUUUUAAUGAUGCACUUAAAGGUUUAGCGUCACAUUUCGACGCACCAUUAAUAUUAUUUAAUUCGGUUGGAGCCAAUAAUUUUGUUAAUCCUUUGGUUGGAAACCCUUCACCGCCAUCCUAUAUUCCGGAUAUGAUGCAAGAUUUUUCUUCAAAUAUGUCAUUUUUCCAAAGAGUGAAGAAUACUUUAUCCAUUCAAGCCUUAUCGUUGGUAAACUAUUUUUAUAUAUAUCCCGCCCACGGAAAGUUAAUGAAAAAAUACAUCCCGAGAGCCUCAGAUUAUACUGAGGUCAUAUACAAUGCAUCACUAGUUUUUCUUAACUCCGAUCCAAGUAUAAACAUGGCGGUUCCCAAGGUUCCAUGCAUGAUAGAUAUUGGAGGUUUACAUGUUCAGCAACCAAAACAACUGCCUGCGGAUUUAAAGGCUUUUUUGGAUGGCGCUAAAGAGGGAGUAAUUUAUUUCAGUAUGGGUUCUAAUCUUCGAAGCAAAAAUUUGCCUAUAGAAAAAAGACAAUCUUUAUUAAACGUAUUUUCUAAACUGAAGCUUAAAAUUCUUUGGAAAUGGGAAGAUGACGUUUUACCCGGUCAACCAAAAAAUGUUAAAUUAAACAAGUGGUUGCCUCAACCAGAUGUUCUAGCACAUCCAAAUGUAAAACUUUUCAUAACACAUGGAGGUUAUCUGAGUACCACUGAAGCUAUCUAUCAUGGAAAACCAGUUCUGGCUAUACCAGUGUUUGCGGAUCAGUUUUUGAAUUCAAAAAAUUUAGAGUUACAAGGCUAUGGUAAACAUAUUCCGUUUAUAGAUCUAAAUGAGGAAAAUUUAUCAAGAGUGCUUGAUGAGUUACUUAACAAUCCUGAAUACGCUAGGCAUGCGCAAAGGGGCUCUAAAAUUAUGCGUGACAAAAUAGUUAAUCCCAAAGAUGCUGCUGUGUAUUGGACAGAAUAUGUGAUACGUCAUCAAGGAGCGUCUCAUUUGAAAGUUGCUGGAGUAAAUUUGCCGCUAUAUAAAUAUCUUUUACUAGAUGUUUAUUUAUUUUUGACUGUUGUUGUCCUAUCUGUGAUAUAUUUGCUAAUACUACUAAAAAGAAUUUGUAGGAGAUUACUACAAAGAAAAAGUAAAAAAGAUUAACUAUAAGUAUUAAUUUUGUAUGAGAUUUUUGUUUGUACAAUUUAAAAAUAAAUUAAUUUAUUAUUAC
Molecule: messenger RNA, 1627 nt
Organism: Aethina tumida (small hive beetle)
Lineage: Eukaryota; Metazoa; Arthropoda; Insecta; Coleoptera; Nitidulidae
Product: UDP-glycosyltransferase UGT5-like
Exons: 4
Coding region: 16-1560 (514 amino acids)
Molecular function (GO): UDP-glycosyltransferase activity
Source: RefSeq, a predicted model, not a curated record